UUUCAGGAGAAUACACCGAAAUGCGCUAAAUUGGAAUCAAAGAAAUAUUAAAGUGAGCGUUAACCGAUACCAUUGUGGUUGAAUUUCCUUCAUUAAGCUAAUGACACCUUUGAUAUUAUCCUCAUCGUUACAUUAUAGCUCUGUCUGUAAUUUUGCACCAGUAUUUCUGCUGAAAACUGCACCAUCAAAGGGUGUAAGUUUGCAAAGCUACCGAUCAAUAAGCAGGAAGAUUCCGCCACCCGGGAAGCCGCCAAUUUGCCCUCCUGCCAAAAGAGUAUUGUAUCAUGUUGUACAUCAUCGUUGGAUGAGACCUGAUGUUGUUAAAGAAUUAUUAUGGCGUCGACAUGUUUACAACAAUGCUAUAGUAUCAUUACGUAAAUUGUUCAAAGAAGAAUCUGCUAGAAACAGAUAUGAAGAUAUGAUAGCUAAGGAAAUACGGGAAGAGAAUGAAGAAUUCGAGCAUUUACUAGCAAUGAAUGAAGAGAGAAACCGAGAAGCAGCAGAGAAAAGGAGCGAACGUGAGAAAGAAGAACUAAAGGAAAUGGAAUACGAGUAUUUGAAAAGUAUUGAAAAAGAGUUGGAAAAAAGAGAAGCAAAUGUGACACAAAGGAUGGAAGAAGUGCUUCAAAUGGUCGAACGGAGUAAACAUUUCGUAACGGAUGAAACUCUGGACAAGGAAUUGGAGAAAGCUUUGGAUAAUCCGGUCGUUUAUGAUUACGCAAUAGAUUUGCAAGGUAAUAGGUAUUAUGUCCCAAUACCUGAAAAAUAUAUCAAAGGUACACCUCCUCGCCAAAAGGGGCGAAUGUACGAUAUUACUCUGGGUACCGAACAUUACAGUAAGCUGAUGCCGUUCUCUGUUGAUUCGAAUACGAGCGUCCAAAAAGUGGACUUUAAAAAGAAGCAACAACAAACCUAG
Messenger RNA from Loa loa (African eye worm), 916 nucleotides. RefSeq lists its product as hypothetical. The transcript is spliced from 6 exons. The record is from RefSeq and is a predicted model, not a curated record. NCBI's taxonomy places the organism in Eukaryota, Metazoa, Nematoda, Chromadorea, Rhabditida, Onchocercidae. The coding region runs from base 101 to 916 and encodes 271 amino acids. Gene Ontology annotation, cellular component: mitochondrial small ribosomal subunit.